Molecule: messenger RNA, 1554 nt
Organism: Neolamprologus brichardi
Lineage: Eukaryota; Metazoa; Chordata; Actinopteri; Cichliformes; Cichlidae
Source: RefSeq, a predicted model, not a curated record
GCCCUGACAUAUUCAUAGACUCAAAGCUUGCAUCGCUGUAAAACAAAAGACGCCCCUAAUGUGUUCAGCGAGUCAGCCGUAGAGAGCAGACUUAAGUGCCAAAAAAUAUGAUCUGGAAUCAAUCAACAGUAUGAUCGCGGCGUUAUGCUCGGACUUUAUUAUUCCAUAAAGACCCGUUGCUCCAUUAAAGCAUCAAUUUCCUGUCUACGGUGGCAGUCAAAAAAUAAAUAAAGGCCAAUAAACGUCAACGUCAGUGAACGCCGAACACCGAGCAGGCGGCUCUGAGUGUUUGUCCUGCAGCGGAACUGUGUGGUCACUGAUAAAUAAUUAGCAGAUUAACUUCCGUAUAUCUUCGAGCCCGAGCUGCUGCUUCCGUGUCGCGCAGGCUAGAGUUUCCCUUCCUCGGGCUGGACGCUCAAUCGCUUCAGGCUAGAAACUGCGGUAAGAAUGCGUGCGAUCCCCGAGGAGUUAACGACGCUCAUUUCAGAUCUCGAAAACUACCUCAUUGAUGGGUUGAAGGCAGAAAAUCUAAGCAAGAAGGCAAAAGAGAAGAGGGAAGCCUUCAUCAAGAGGAUAAAGGAGGUCAAGCAAGGUUUUCCACAAGAUUUUAAGGACAAAGUAGGUGGAAAUGACUCAGAUGACGAGGAGGAAGUUGACAGCAACAACGACGGGGGGUCGCUGCAGUCAGAGCGCACGGACAAGGAUGAUGAUGGUUUCGAAGGUUCCCAGCAGUCCCCACCUGUGGCGGCCCAGGACCUGCCAUCUGUCUUUAAAGCAGGAUAUCUUGAGAAGCGCAGAAAGGAUCACAGCUUUUUUGGUACUGAGUGGCAGAAGAGAUGGUGUGCUCUGAGCCAUCACACCUUCUACUAUUACGGCAGUGAGAAAGACAAGCAGCAGAAGGGUGAGUUCAGUAUCGAUGGGUACGGUGUCAAAAUGAACAACACCUUACGCAAGGACUCGAAGAAAGACUGCUGCUUUGAAAUUUUGGCCCCAGACAAGCGCGUCUAUCAGUUUUGUGCGUCAUCACCGAAGGAGGCGGAAGAGUGGGUGAAACAGAUAGACUUUGUUUUGAAAGAUAUGUCGGGCAUCAUCCCAGAAGACGACGAGGAACAGGAAAUGUACGAUGACGUAGGGACUAUAGCUCAGCCAAUCGAUGAAGACAUCUACGAAGAGCUUCCAGAAGAAGAAGUUCCGGCUGUAGCAAAGCCUCGUCCUCCAAAAAUUGAGCCGGCAAGCAAACCUGUUCCUCCUCCUGCUGCAGUUGAUAAGAGCACAGACUAUCAGAACUACUACCAAGGCUUGUGGGACUGUUCAGGGGACCACCCAGACGAGCUGUCCUUCAAACGUGGAGAUGCCAUCUACAUCCUGAGUAAGGUAUGGUGAGGCUAAACCCUAGAUGUCAGAGAUAAACUGUGGCGAUUCUUGUCUUUACGCACGAUCAAGUUGGUAUUACCUUAAAUCCAACCACACUGCAAAAGUUUGAGAGGUUUGUAGACCGAGUGGCUGGUUUCAGACCACCUAAAGUGAGUUAUUUCUAAGCUCUUAGAGGAACUG